Messenger RNA from Siniperca chuatsi (mandarin fish), 2296 nucleotides. RefSeq names its product C1q and TNF related 13 (gene c1qtnf13). Bases 88 to 1191 code for a protein of 367 amino acids. NCBI's taxonomy places the organism in Eukaryota, Metazoa, Chordata, Actinopteri, Centrarchiformes, Sinipercidae. The record is from RefSeq and is a predicted model, not a curated record. Gene Ontology annotation, molecular function: protein binding. The transcript has 2 exons.
UGGCAGGCCUGUGACAUGGGCAUUAGCAGUGCAGCAAACUGAAAGGAACUUUAUUUUAAAAAGCUAACUAAGAAAAAGAAGUCCAGCAUGCAUUUUCUGUCCCAACAUAGCCCAACAGCUCAGUGGAGCACACACUAUUACCUGGCAUGUGUAUUCAUCAUGACCACCUGCUCAAGACCAGUUUCACCCUUUCAUGGCCCCCCAGGGACAACAGGUCUCCGCUCUGCUUUCUCUGCCACACGAACCAACAGCGUAGUGGGAGGCAAGCAGAAGGCAGUGACCUUCAACAGGCUCAUGGUCAACACGGGAGGAGAUUUCAAUCCAGACAUUGGUCACUUCCGCUGCCGCAUCCCCGGGGCUUACUAUUUCUCCUUCUCCGUGGGGAAAUUUCCAAAGAAAAUGCUCUCUGUGAUACUUGUGAAGAAUGGAGAGGAGGUGCAGGCUAUAGCAUUUGACGACUACCGCAAGAAAGGAAGGAAAGUUCAAAGCCAAAGUGUCAUGAUCAGUUUGAAGGAAAUGGACACAGUGUGGCUGCUUUUACAGCCGAGUCCCCAGUAUGCUUUGUACAGCAACGCUGGCCCUUACAUCACCUUCUCUGGUUACCUUGUCUAUCCUGACAUCUCCCCAACCAGCUACAUCACCAACCACCUGUCCCCACCAGGGCUGUCCUACCCAAACUGCCCCCCUCAGGCUGACCCCUGGGCCAGAGGUCAAACCUCAGAGCAGCCACGGUCUGCCUUCUCUGUGGCACGGACAUCCACACUCAUAGGUGAGAGUAGCAGGCAGCAGGACAAGCCACCUCUGACCUUUGAUGUGGAAUAUGUCAACAUCGGGGGGCAUUUCAACAAAACCUCAGGCUUGUUCACCUGCCACUUCCCGGGUGCGUACUUCUUCGCCUUCACUGUGGGGAAACACCCUCGUAAGGCUGUUUCUGUGAAGCUGAUGACCGGUAAGGGCGAGGUGCAGGCGAUGGUGUUUGAUGAGGACACAUCGAAGAGACGGGAGAUGCAAAGUCAGAGCUUGCUGCUGUCUCUCCGCCGGGGCGACAGUGUGUGGCUGUACAGUCAGCAGGAUGAGCGUUAUGCUGUCUACAGCAACCAGGGGAGGUACACCACAUUUUCUGGCUUCCUGAUUUAUCUUGAAGCAGAAACACUCACACCUCCCACCACACAGGACAGAACUCACCUCUAAAUGUCUUUACCCUUCAUGGUGUCCUUUCUAAAACAGUAAUAGUAAAAAAUCUUGACUCUGUGGUCAGUAUAGUGUACGUACAUUUACUGCUUUCUUUGUUUGUUUGUUUGCUUUUUGUUUAUUUUCUUUACAGUAAAUAAUAUAAUUCCAGGGAUAACGUUUGUUGCCAAAUUAUGCCACAAGAUGGUGCUAUGAUACAAUUAUGGAUACUAUCCAGCAUGCAACAUGGUUACUUUUGUCCUAAAAGCACAAUUGGCUGUAAGACAUCACAAAUAUAAGAACACAUACAAACAUAAGAAGUCAUACAAUUGCAUUUUGAUUCACAGAUACCUUUACUUUUUUAAUUCUUUGUGUUUAGAAGUUUUAAAAAGCAUUUUCUAUAUUUAAAAAAGAUUAUUGCAUGGCAAGGAAAAUUAUGUAAAUGAUGUAUAGUUUAUUAACAUUUACUUACUGUAAAAAUGAGAUUUAGAGAUACAUCAUGGUCCUGUGAGUGGUGAUAGUCAUGUUAUGGAGCUUUUAUAUUGUGGAUAUAUCUGUAUCUGUUUUGAUGUUUUAUGUGCAUUUCAGGAAAACAAACAAAAUAAAUUCAAACACUUCAAUGAAUUAAAAAGGUCUUUUUCCUUCUAAGUAUAAUGUUAAUGAUACUAUAUGCUGCACUGAGUACAAGGUAGAUUCACUGUCAGUUCAGUUCAUGUUGUCGGCACUGAAAUGCAAAGUGUGGGGUAGCUACUGCAGCUGAUGACAUCUUCAUUACUCUUAAUGUAUACACAGUUUUCACAAUGUGGUAAAUGUCUGUUGCUCAAAUCCUCACUACAGCUAGUACUACUCCUCCCCCAGGUGGUGGUGUUGCUGCUGCAACUAUUAAAGCUUCUGCUACAGUGCCUUUGCUACUACAACUACCACAAUUAAUAAUAACUACAGCAAUAAUAGCAGUAUGCCAGGUAUCACUAUACAUAAAAAGAAGGAAAGAAAGAAGGAGAAAAUGGAGGAACCAAACGUUCAAAAUUCAAACCAAUUCACCACUGUAAUGGUAUACAUUAAAAUGGUCAACAGCAAUGUUAAAUAUCCUAUAAAUUACAAAAAAUUGGCUGAAACAUGCAAAAAC